AUGGCGCAGUUCAAGAAGGUGACUCCAAAGGGUGAGCGACUUUUUGUGAAAGUGGACUCUGCUGAUGCGACCACCAUUGGGGGCAUCGUCCUGCCCGCAUCGGCCCAAAAGGCCCCAACCCAGGGGGAAGUGGUGGCUGCCUUCAAGGACAGCCUCGUGAAGGUUGGAGACCGUGUCGUGUACAGCAAGUAUGCUGGGACUGAAAUUGCAAUGGAACAGGCGGAGCAUGUGCUGCUCAAGGAAGAAGAUGUAGUGGGCAUCAUGAAAUCCACGGAGGUGAAAGCUCUGGCACCAGUUGCAGACAGAAUACUUGUUGAGGUGUCUGAUGUGGAAGAAUCGACCUCUGGAGGCGUGCUCCUGACAAGUGCAACACAAGAGAGGCCAACCUUUGGCACGGUGAUUGCUGUGGGCCCUGGCAAGAAGGACGAGGAUGGCAACCUCAUCAAGACUAAUGUUAAUGUCGGCUCCACGAUCCUGUACUCCAAAUUCAGCGGCGUUGAAUUCGAGGGCGAGGAUGAAACGAAGUACAUUGUGAUUCGCGAGGCCGACAUCCUGGCGGAGCUUUCCUAG
Messenger RNA from Ostreobium quekettii, 570 nucleotides. Lineage: Eukaryota; Viridiplantae; Chlorophyta; Ulvophyceae; Bryopsidales; Ostreobiaceae. The record is from the annotation of a GenBank genome assembly.